Purpureocillium lilacinum is the source of this 1023-nucleotide messenger RNA. Its product is annotated as ADP/ATP carrier protein. Gene Ontology annotation, molecular function: ADP transmembrane transporter activity. The record is from RefSeq and is a predicted model, not a curated record. NCBI's taxonomy places the organism in Eukaryota, Fungi, Ascomycota, Sordariomycetes, Hypocreales, Ophiocordycipitaceae. Gene Ontology annotation, biological process: transmembrane transport. Gene Ontology annotation, cellular component: membrane.
AUGGGUGCGCAGUCGAAACCCGAAAUCUCUCCUUGGGGGCGUGCUGCCGCCGGAGCUACGGGCGCUGUCCUCGCCAAUGCCCUCGUCUAUCCGCUUGACAUCGUCAAGACGCGACUCCAGGUCCAGGUCAAGUCUGCCAAGGCGGCCGCUGGCGCCGACGACAGCCCGCACUACGCCUCGACCUGGGACGCCAUCUCGCGCAUCGUCGCCGAUGAUGGCCUCAAGGGCCUCUACGCCGGCAUGAACGGCUCCCUACUCGGCGUUGCCUCCACAAACUUCGCCUACUUCUACUGGUACACGGUCGCCAGGUCGCUCUACAUCUCCUCGGCCGCAACCGCAGCCCCCUCCAUGGCCACCGAGCUCUCUCUCGGCGCCGUUGCCGGCGCUCUCGCUCAACUCUUCACCAUUCCCGUCGCCGUCGUCACCACCCGCCAGCAAACGGCCCGCGCCGACGAGCGCAAGGGGCUCCUCGCCACAGCCCGCGAGGUUGUCGAGGGCCCUGAUGGAGUGUCCGGUCUCUGGAGGGGCCUCAAGGCCAGUUUGGUCCUCGUCGUGAAUCCUGCCAUCACAUACGGCGCAUACGAGCGGUUGCGCACCAUGUUCUUCCGCGACAAGAGCACUUUGCAGCCUUGGGAAGCAUUCCUCCUCGGUGCCAUGUCAAAAGCCCUGGCCACGAUUCUCACCCAGCCGCUCAUCGUUGCCAAGGUCGGCCUGCAGUCGAAGCCGCCGCCUGCCAGGAACGGGAAGCCGUUCACGAGCUUCAUUGAGGUCAUGAACUUUAUCAUCGAGCAUGAAGGCCCGUUGGCCCUCUUCAAGGGCAUUGGGCCUCAAAUCUUCAAGGGGUUCCUGGUUCAAGGCAUCCUCAUGAUGACCAAGGAGAGGGUCGAGCUCCUCUUCGUCCUCUUCCUGCGCUACCUCAAGUCGCUCCGGAGUACGCAGCUCCAGAAGGCCGCCAAGGUCGCUUCGGCGGCAGCCCAGCAGGGUGCCCGGAAUGGCACGACAAGACCCUUGACGACCUCCUAA